Messenger RNA from Fusarium redolens, 549 nucleotides. RefSeq names its product RmlC-like cupin domain-containing protein. The record is from RefSeq and is a predicted model, not a curated record. The transcript is spliced from 2 exons. NCBI's taxonomy places the organism in Eukaryota, Fungi, Ascomycota, Sordariomycetes, Hypocreales, Nectriaceae. Gene Ontology annotation, cellular component: intracellular anatomical structure. The coding region runs from base 1 to 549 and encodes 182 amino acids.
AUGCGUUUCGCUUUAGCUCUAUCAUGGCUCCCCCUCAGCCUAGCCCUCCAUCUCCCUGAAUCUCUCGACCGCCGCACCAAACAUAAACCCAUCACAGACUGCUCAGCAGAACAAGUCAUCGACCUUCUCAAACUCGAACCCAACACCGAAAAAGGGUACUUCGUCCAAACCUUUGUAGACCCGACAACUGUCCCAGGAACCAAUCGAUCCAUCAGUACAGCUAUUUACUAUCUGCUCCAAGGUUCCGCGGGCCAAUCUCUCUGGCAUAAACUCGAUGCAGCCGAAGUUUGGCACUAUUACGCCGGUGCACCGCUUGUUCUGUCUCUCUCGAAGAAUGAUGGUUCUUGUACGAGGGAUCAUGUUAUGGGAAAUGAUCUUUUUGGUGGACAAAGACCUCAGGUUGUUGUUAAGGCGGAGGAGUGGCAGAGUGCAAGGAGUUUGGGUGAUUGGACUCUUGUUGGGACUACUGUUGCACCGGGAUUUGAUCUGGCCGGACAGGUCUUGAAGCCAGAGGGAUGGAAGCCCAAGUCGUGUAAGAAGCCCCAUUGA